Actinia tenebrosa (Australian red waratah sea anemone) is the source of this 2162-nucleotide messenger RNA. RefSeq names its product melanocortin receptor 3-like. Gene Ontology annotation, molecular function: G protein-coupled receptor activity. Gene Ontology annotation, biological process: G protein-coupled receptor signaling pathway. Gene Ontology annotation, cellular component: membrane. The record is from RefSeq and is a predicted model, not a curated record. NCBI's taxonomy places the organism in Eukaryota, Metazoa, Cnidaria, Anthozoa, Actiniaria, Actiniidae.
AAAGAAAAACACUCAAGCACUUCAAACUCCCAAAAAAAAAAAAAUGCACUCAAUCUCGGAGAACGUCAUCAGAACAGUGUCUUCUAAUGAUGGUUUCUGACGCACAGAUACCUUAAGAUCUUACUGAACACCGUUGGUAACAGCCUAAUCGUGUUAAAGGAUUUGCUUGGCCGAGGUAUUUCGAAAUGAAUAGGAACGAUUCAUUGGUCCAGCGGUGUUACUUUCUGACUUUCAUCACUGAAGACAUUGACCAAGUCAAACACAUCUAUAUCAUGGCAGGAUCUCUCGACGCCAUACUUAUUCUACCAACAAUAGUCUUGAACAUUCUCUUGAUCAUCUCCUUGUACCGGUCUCCACAGCUCAACAAGCCAUGCACUAAACUUCUCUACAGUCUGGCCAUAUCAGAUGUUCUGGUUGGCAUGGUGAUUGAACCAGCGUAUUUGACCAAGAAGAUAGCAGAGCUACAACACUCGUUUGGGAUCUACUGUCGUUCUGGGAUGAUAACAUAUAUUGGAGCUGCUCUUUCUUGCGUAUCUUUCUUCACUCUCACUGCCAUAGCAGUUGAUAGGUACUUUGGGGUCCAUUCAGGGACCAAAUAUAAAACAAUAGUCACUAAUACGAGGGUGACAUGUCUGAUCAUAGCUAUAUGGGUCUGUUGUGGGGUUCUCUACACGGCUCAGUUUUAUUUCUCCAGAGAUUUGUACUUCAAGUUGACUGCUGCUAUCAUGGGAACUUGUGUUUUCAUAGCAUCGGUGUGUUACAUAAGGUGUUUCGUAACUUUACGUCGACACAAACAAAAAGUCAACACGUUAUUCAAGUGGGAUUCAACACGACAAAUAUCCCUCUUUUCGAAUCAGUACAAAAGAUCUACCUACACCAUGUUGUACGUCUUCCUCAUCUUCAACCUGUGCUAUCUACCCUACCUGUGUACCGCGGUGUCUGCUGGGAUACUAGGGGAGUCGGCAGCUAUCUGGGGUGCAGAGAGCUUGUCUAGUGUCAUCGUGUAUGCUAAUUCUCUCAUCAAUCCUGUCAUUUUGUUUUGGCGAAUGCCAGGAAUCCGAAAGAGCGCUAACGUGACGAGAUCUGUCAGUCAUUCUUGGCGUCGCCAUGACAACCAAGUAACGUUAAGUUCUCCAAUAAGCGACCUUCACCCACAAAAUAUAGAACUUCUGGAAAUGAACCGAAUUAAUACGUAACUGAUACCUUUGAUUGAAAAUAUACGCUCCAUUUACUUGACGUCAUUUCCGGUCUUGCGCAUAAGGACUGAGAGCAAAUGCAAGCAUUGAUGUCAGCGGUGAUCGUCUGAUGGGUAACAGUGCAUUGAGRAAGCAGAAUAAGAAUGUUUUCACAUAUUUAUAUAUGGUUAAAAGUCCAAUCUUUAUCUUUUCAGCUCUACCGCUUGCCUAUUACGCACGCAGCCAUCUUUAGCGUCUGUCACGUACUUGAGACGGCUGCAAUCCCUACUGUUUAAAGAUGUUAAAAAUAGCCAAAUAAAACAAUCAGCAUGGAUAUAUGAUCAAGAAAAAUUAAGCGAGUCUAGCUUAACUGUUGAUCGUUAAGAUAAUAGCACCUUAAUGAUUUGUGUUAUACAAACGAUUGCAGGAUUCAUUAAUUCAUCGAUUUAGUCCAUUCACGAUCAUUUCGGUAUCUCGUUUUGGUCAAACUAACAGGAGAAAAAACUUUUAAAAACUGGAAGCAAAGAUCUUGCUCUUAACAGAGGACGUCAAAAGGCUAGGUAAGACGAGAGAAGACAAAAUCGCUACCAAAGACUCAAUUUUUUUCGAUUUAUCGCGUUGGUGUUGAUAUGAAUUUUUCAAAAUUGCUUUUUCUCUGCUGUUUGUCAUUUUACUAUAGUUGUUUGUUGUUGCUGCUGCCAAUUUGUCGUUCAAACUCGACAGUGUUAACAGUUUCGUCCUUGUUUGUUUGCCUGAUUUGUUAGACUUUUUUUUUUUUUGAUAUCUUCUGCUCGCGUAAUUACUCAUUCUGGCUAUGAGAUCAAAUCUGCAGAAAUCCGUUCAAAUCUUGAAUGGUUUAAUCUCGAAACUAGACAGACAGACAGACAGACAGAAAACUAGAAUGUCAAGUCAUAAAGCUACUUUAAUGUAUGAAAUUAUAGAAAGAAAUGCACCGUUCCUUUUUAAAAAAAAAUUAAAGAAAACCAA